AUGAAUUCGGUGGUUGUUAAGGCCCACCCUCUCCGAUGCGAACUUGUUCGCGUUCCAAUUCCCCAGCCCGGUCCGGAUGAAGUUUUAGUCAAAGUCAUUUUCUGUGCGAGCAAUCCACGCGACUGGAAGGCCCCUGACCAUCUGAUUCCCGGUGUUGAAAUCAAUCAGGGCAAUGAAAUGUCAGGCGUGGUCGAAGCGGUCGGCACCAAUGUCUAUGAAUUCCGAAAGGGGGACCGCGUUGCCGCAGCUCAUCCGAUGCAAACGGAAAACGGGACGUACGCAGAGUAUGCCACAGCCCCUGUGAAUACUUGCUUCUUGAUCCCACCGAACAUAUCAUUUGAAGAAGCUUGUACCAUUCCGUUUUCACUUUGUACGGCAGCUUUGGGUUUAUACCAACGGCUGAAAAUUCCAUUUCCUACUUCCCCGGACAACGCUCAAAUCCAGCCGCCGCUUAUCGUCUAUGGUGGGGCCUCUUCCAUUGGCAGUUUCACCCUUAAGUUGGCGAGUUUGGGACGAUUCGACAAGCUUAUCGCUGUCUGUGGGUCCGGUGGAGAGUACAUUGAGUCACUUGGUAUAGUGACAGACUUUGUGGACUACAGAAAGGGUGAUGUUGUCAAUGAUCUUAAGGCCGCUCUUGAUGGGAAAAAAUGCUUUCACGCUGUCGACGCAAUCAACAAUGGUGACAGCUGGAAUCACUUGGUGAACGUUUUGGAGCCCCAAGGCAGUCGAAUCGCUGUCUAUCUGCCUCGCUUGGAUUAUACAUCUAUUCCGUCUGGUAUUUCUAUUGGGAUAACAUUCUUUGGCACUGUGCAUGGGCAACCAACACCUUUCUGGAAUCAUGACUGUGCCGAAGAUGUGGACUUCGCCUACGCCCUAUUCCGACUUGUGAGUCGAUGGCUUUCCCAAGGAAAGAUCCUCGGUCAGCCUUAUGUGUUGCUCCCAAAUGGCUUGAAGUCGGUUGAGGAUGGACUGCUCCAGUUGAAGGAAGGAAAGAUCAGCGCUUCAAAGAUUAUAUAUCGAGUUGAUGACACGCCUAUUGGCAGUUAA
Messenger RNA from Penicillium cosmopolitanum, 1047 nucleotides. RefSeq names its product zinc-binding alcohol dehydrogenase family protein. Bases 1 to 1047 code for a protein of 348 amino acids. The transcript has 2 exons. Gene Ontology annotation, molecular function: oxidoreductase activity, acting on NAD(P)H. Lineage: Eukaryota; Fungi; Ascomycota; Eurotiomycetes; Eurotiales; Aspergillaceae. The record is from RefSeq and is a predicted model, not a curated record.